Messenger RNA from Vanessa atalanta (red admiral), 4101 nucleotides. It is a transcript of the gene Nmnat, whose product is annotated as nicotinamide/nicotinic acid mononucleotide adenylyltransferase 3. The transcript is spliced from 7 exons. The coding region runs from base 132 to 1556 and encodes 474 amino acids. The record is from RefSeq and is a predicted model, not a curated record. Gene Ontology annotation, biological process: NAD+ biosynthetic process. Gene Ontology annotation, molecular function: nicotinamide-nucleotide adenylyltransferase activity; nicotinate-nucleotide adenylyltransferase activity. NCBI's taxonomy places the organism in Eukaryota, Metazoa, Arthropoda, Insecta, Lepidoptera, Nymphalidae.
UUGAGCUAUGAGUAAUGUAUAGAUUUGAUGUACACAACAGUCAAUAAGCAUUGAUUUCAUUCAUAUAAGACAGGAUACGAAUUUCAGAUACUGUAAUUUUGUGAACAAUAUUAAUUAUAAGAUUGUGGAAAAUGUCUCAAGGCAAAAUUGUGUUAAUGGCUUGUGGUAGUUUUAGUCCUCCGACGUAUAUGCAUUUACGAAUGUUCGAAAUAGCAAGAGAUUAUAUGCAAUCUUUGGGUAUGGGGACUGUUGUAGGUGGUAUUGUGUCUCCAGUUCAUGAUGCUUAUGGAAAGAAAGAUCUUGUUGCUUCACAUCAUAGGAUAUCAAUGCUCAAGUUAGCUUUGAGAUCGUCGGGUUGGAUCAAGAUCUCUGAAUGGGAGACACAGCAGUCUGGGUGGACGAGAACGAAAUUGUCAUUACAAUACCAUCAGGACACAAUCAACUGUCACAUGUCACCCUUAAAUAUUAACACGGAGUCGCCAUCUUGGCUUCCGGACGAUGUUUUAAACGUGAACAGUAUCGACGAGCAGAAUAAUUUGAACGAGAAACUUAAUGGUAAUGUAGGCGAGGGGGUCACCGUUAAAUUGCUCUGUGGUGCUGACCUGCUGGAGUCGUUCGCUAAACCUGGCCUGUGGUCGGAUGAAGAUUUGGAGACGAUAGUCGGUCGUCACGGAUUGGUCGUCGUGACGAGGGCCGGAAGUGAUCCUGGACGAUUUAUAUAUGAAUCGGAUAUGCUUUACAAAUAUAGAAAGAACGUGACACUUGUAACUAACUACAUAGCGAAUGAAGUGAGCUCGACUGUCAUCCGUCGCUUGCUGCAGCGCGGCGAAAGCGCCAAGUACUUGACCGACGACGCAGUACUGGCCUACAUAAGGCAGAAUAGGCUCUAUGGAUCUAUACCUUGCGUCACUGAGUAUAACCUCCUCAAUGAUAUCCUAGCCAACUACGAAAAGUCACCGCAAGACGUCAUUAUGACGUCACCAGAGGAGACGAGCUUCAAGAACAUACUGAUAUCGAUCCGAGACAAACCGUCAAUCGUAGACGAGACGAUAACCGUGAAGCGAGCGAAGAAAUCAAACUUCCUAAUGCCCAAUCAUACGGACACGAUAAGUCCAACGUUGGAUCCUAAACCGAAGAUGGCGUACAUCGAUAAGGUACCGUCGACGUAUGUCCCAGGAAAAGCGGUUAAAAUCGUAAGCGAUGUAAAACAACACGCCAUCAAAGACGAGAAGGUAAGUGCUUACAGUUCACUCGAUAGUUACCUUUCGAAGGACGACUACGAUUUGUACAGGCGGAGGGUGAGCGAGGGUAACACGGAAACGAAACAACCGACCGUCAAGAAACGGUGUUCUGCGUCCACGAUAAGGAAACUGAAACCGGACGAGAUUAAGAAGAGCAAGUCAGAGGUAAGUAAGCUAUGUGAUAAGGUAAAGAGUAUCAAGUUGAAGGAUCGUGACAGUAGGAACUACAAGACGCGUAGCUGUAACGAUAUUGUCAAACUUAUCUUGACUAAACACGGGAUUCAUGUCAUUAGUGAUACGGAAGCGAUUGUUUAGUUUUGUUUUCGGUCGUUGUUGUAUUCGAGGAAACUUAUUGGACCCAGUUAUGUGCCCGAGUGUACUCCCCAGAUGAUCUUCCCUAAGAAUACCCAAUAAAAUAGAUUUUAACUAUAAUUUACUGGGUACCCAUUCAACAUAUAUUCUACCGCCAAACAGAGAUACUUGUAUUGUUGUGUUCGGGCUUAAAGGGUAAGUAAGCUAGUAUAACUUCAGGCAUCAGGGAUAAUAACUUAGUUCCCAAUUUUGGUGAGGCAUUGGAGAUGUAAGAAAUAAUUACAAUUUUUUAAUACCAGGUCGCCCAUCCGCCUAUUUCAUAAAAAAAAAACUAUUCAUUGAGACCAAUGAGCUCAAACAUCAGCUGAAAUGCUGUUCCAGAUUAUGCUGAACCAUCAAGCUAGGUCAUAUUAUUGUAAUAUUGAAGUUAAAUGGUGUUUCCAUAAGACCAUUACAAGUUGCUCAUUCAUUUAAUAACUAGAAAAGAGCUGAUGAUCUUUGUACUGCGGUUUGAUCAUGACUAAGAACACUCGUUCAAGUUGCCUUUCAAACAAAGAUCUACGAUGUCACAGACAGACAGAUUCACACGAUAAAGUUUUAACUUUUGCAUCGAGUUAAAAAAGUUGACGAUUUUAGUGUCAUUCGUCGGAUUGCAUUGUCAUUCCUAUGCAAACGGGGUCUCUACACUCACUUGCAUAGGAAUGAGAAUUGCCCUUGUGUUUGCGUGCUCAUUCGUGCAUUGUCUUCUGAUUGGUCGCCGAGAUUUACUAAGUUUGGGAGAAUAUUAUCGUAUAUUCAAAAAUGUGCGAGUAUGUUAUGCUUGGCUAAUCCUCUUCUCUAGUUAAAAUGUUUUGGUUUAUUCCACCACGCAGUUCCAAAAUAGGUAGACGAUAUAUGCAAGUUGUGUCUCAUUUUUCUUAAAUUAUGGUGAUUGCAUUUGGAUAUAGCUGGGUUCAUCGUUUCGUUCAUUGUAUCGUGUCAAAUGUCUGCCAAAAUUUUACUCCAACUUCGUAUUAUUAUAUUGUUCAAGAAAGAGUUUAUUUAGAAAUGUUUUAAUCUCAACUGUAAUUAUAAUUGUGGUAAUGUAUGCAAGUCCGGAUUAACCAUUUCGGGGACCCUUUACCCCUUUCUAACUUCCUAAUAAGGUUUAUUUUCUACCACAAUGCUUCAUAAUUAUGAUUUUUUUUUUACUGUAUUACGAAAGUAUGACAACGCUUUUCAUAUAAGAGAAAUAUAUAUCGCCAGAAUUUUUAUGAACAUAUAUUUAAAUACCUUAUUUUCUUAUUAUUCGCAACGCAUCGACUAGGGUCCCCAAGGCAGUUGACUGCCUAACGUAUAAUCCGGCCUUGCGUGUCCGUGCUUAUGAUUUUAUGAUGACUUACUCAGUAGCAGAUUCACAUCGGUUCUUAUUUUUUUAACCGGUGAUAGCUUCUUAUAAUACUAAAGAGACUUUUAAAUAAAUUAAUGUUCUUGUAAGACUUUAAAUGAUAUUUUGAAUUUGAAUUUUGAUAGUUGUAGAAUUAAUAUAUAAACUAAAUUUAUAUAAAUUAUUCUCCCCGCUCUUAAGUAAAUAUUUUUCUACAAUUAUUGUCUUCCAUUUCUCACUCGAAACGUUUAUUAAACAUUAAAAUGUUACUUAAUACACUUCAAUUAUAAUUAAAUUAUAAAACUCAAUUAAUGUUAACUUUUCGAUGAAUUGAGAAAAUAGUCUAUGGUUGUUUUUUGUUUAUGGUAUAAAGACAUACGGGAUGAUAUGGAUCAAUACAGUGUAAUUUUUCAAAUUAUAGGGUUACUCUAUUUAUCAAAAUUUUAUUUAUUUUAAUAACAUAUUAAAUAUGUCUAUGAUUCCUAUUCUAAUAAAAUAUCUAUGUAAUGUUUAAAUACAAAACGAUUUAUCACAAUUAAUACCUAACAGCUUUACAUACAUUUGGUUAAGGGUGUUUAGUUACAUAAUGCUCUCGUUUUCUUUCGAAUGUUAAAUCAUUAAUGUAAGAAAGAGAUAAAUCUAUGUUUAACUGAACAUCCGCUGAAUAACGUAAGGGCGUAAGUCUUUUAUAGCUAAUAUAAUAUCAUUGACAUUUUAUCUAUAGACUCAUUAUGCAACGUCGCCUUCGGGUAACCACCAACAUCCCUGUAUUACUCUUAUAAAUAUUUUAAAGAUUCUAAAAGACAAUGUGAAUACCUAGAGCAUAUUAUUAUUACAAUAUGGUUAGUGACGCCUUAAGGGAUCUAUGAGACGAGAUUUUUAUCCUUAUGCCAUUCUGCCUUAAAUUAACAAAAACAUAAUUAAUUUAAAAGCAAACACAAUGAAUAAUUCGUGUGUAUAAUCUGUAUUAAAAAUAUGAGAGGGAUAGAGUAUUUCUUAAUGUUAGAAAACAUUGCUGUUAAAACGGGAUGACUAUACAUCUUUUAAUGCACCUAAGUUAACGAAUAAGAACCCUUUUGUUAAUGGCAUAAAGUUGUUUUUCCUUUAAAUAACAAAUACCUAGGAAACAUAAGCUCUUUCAUAUAUAAUGUAUAACAUUUUACUCAUAAUGUCUUGAGAUAA